Messenger RNA from Morchella importuna, 2073 nucleotides. RefSeq lists its product as uncharacterized. The record is from RefSeq and is a predicted model, not a curated record. Lineage: Eukaryota; Fungi; Ascomycota; Pezizomycetes; Pezizales; Morchellaceae. The coding region runs from base 1 to 2073 and encodes 690 amino acids. The transcript has 15 exons.
AUGGUCUGUCACUCGCAUUAUUUCUUACCAAGACCAGAGCAGCGUCUAGCCGGGAAUGGAUUAAUCGUCUUUGGAAUAUCCCUAGAGCUCGUUUUGGACACCGGGAUAGAAUACGAGGACCAAUCUUCUUCACUACAACCCACCCCAUCUCCUGCCACUGCUUCGACAACAGCCCUGCAAUCCUCGAGUGCGCAAGGCUCAGUACCGACCCCAAGACCUGUCUCGGCCGCAGGAAAACUACAGACACCUCCCCAUAUCCCACCCUUGCUGAGCAAUAACAUCGCCCAUACCCGGGAUGCUGCACCAUCAUCUUUGGAAGUCCCGUCCAUAGCCGGACAGGCUGGACAGACUCAAUCUGUAGUUUGGCAUGGUAUUCUCCCCCUGCCUGGAUCCAUACCUUCUAUUACAGUCAAUGGACCCCCGUGUCCUCCUAGGAUAGCCCAACAACCAGGUGGAUUAAACACCAAUACUUUAAAUCAGGCCGUGACAAGCACCGGCCCUCCGAUUGCACCCCCUACUGUUAAUCAAGCCCAUUCCUUAUGGAAGCAAGCUUUUGAUAAGCUAUCGGAAAGCGAGGCAAAGUUCAAGAACAUCGGCGAUGUCGUGGUUUCUUACGACCCGUCGCACGCGGCAUUACCUUGGGCCGGGAUACGACUUGUACUGCAGAUUGCCCUUAAUGAUCGUGAAGCGAUGGGUGUCGUUAUGGUCGGCCUGGAGAGAAUUGCAGGAUUGUUAUCAUCACCGGCCGGGAAAUUUGGAAGAAUCAUUGGUCGAGCUCUAUUAUUCUGUACUUCAGUUCCUUGCUUGCGCAAAACAACAGCUCGGGAGAUCUACGACUUCGACAUGGAAGGAGGGAAAUCGCUGUUUGAGACGAUGGAGGAGAGAGAAAGGCUCUUGGAUAUGGAGCUUAGAACUGCUGAUAGAGAGAUCCAGAUGCACGAAUAUGGUGUAGUUGAAGGCCAGCACAAUGAGAUGAUGGCGUUUUUGAAAAGGCUAGGAGCCCCCAUUUCAAGGAUCGAUCUUGGCCUAGCAUCCAUGUACAACGAGAUUGAAGGAUUCAAUAAAAGGCAGGAGAGAUUGAAGAUAUUGCAGUGGGUCUGCGAUGCUAGAUAUAUUGAACAUCACAAUCAGGCCAAAAAAGGCCUUUUGGAUCGGACUGGACAAUGGCUAAUCGAUAGGCCGGAGUUUCGGAAUUGGCAAAACUCCAGCGCCUCGGGUAUUCUGUGGCUUCGGGGCAUGCCGGGUGCAGUGAAGACGAAACUCACGUGCAUGGUUAUAGACCAUUUGACGUCAUUAUGUCAUAAAUACGAGCCUGUGGUAUAUUUCUACUGUAAUCGUAACGAGUCCCAACGCCGGACGCCAGAGGUUGUAAUGCGUGCCAUUGUUAAGCAACUCUCUGUUGUGCUUCCUGGAGAUGACCAACUACCAGAAGUGGUCGUCCAAGAAUAUAAGGGUCGGGAGAAAGAAGGGCUAGCAGACGGUGCUCUGAGACUGUCGGAAUGUGAAAAGCUGAUUGUGUCGCUCCUCGAUAUACACCCACAAACAACCAUCAUAAUCGACGCUUUAGAUGAGGUUUAUCAAGACAAGCGUUGGACAUUAAUAUCCUCCUUGCAGAAGCUCAUAGUGCAAUCGCCUAGCUUGGUAAAGGUGUUUGUUUCGAGUAGAGACAACCUUGAAAUCAGGUUGAAGCUUGAGGAUGUACCAAAUAUGUAUAUUGAAGCGACGGACAACCGUGGAGAUAAUACCCGCUACGUCAUGAGGGAGCUGGAAAGUGCAACCGAAAAUCGACUGUUACUUACUGGUGAAGCCCCAGAAAAACUGAAAGCACUUAGUGUUGAGACCAGUGAACGUCACGCCAAUGAAAUGUUCCAAUGGGGCUACCUACAGAUCAAACAACUGUAUCAUUUCAGGUCUGAGGGCGACAUCAUUGAGAGAUUGGGGAAAACUCCAAGGACUCUGGAGGGGACAUAUUCUCAAAUCUGGGAAGAAAUCAGAAGCGAAGAAAAUAAGAAAAUGCAAGAGGUCACAAAGAGAGCGUUGAUUAUUUGUCAUUGGCGUAUGAUUCACUCAUGA